AUGCAGUGUCACUCGUCAUCUGAGAGUACGAAGGGCGAACCUGACGUGGUGUAUCUGCUGCAGUGUGUGAAGAAUGCUGUUCGCCGCGACUACAAGUCUUACCACGCCUUCGAAGUGGCGUGCGUGGAUGUGGUUACCCUGUGGGCUGCUGCUGGGAACGACGAUACGGCGCUGAACCACGACGCGCGACGGGAGCUUGUGUCGGUGUGGCCAACGUUUCUCACGGGGAGUGCCGUGUAUGUGGCGAAGGGGUCGCCGCUGUCGUCUUCGCGUCCGCUUCUUGAGGCGAUUGUGGCGUCCGCUGAUGCUACGACAGGGGAAGAUAUGUCAGUUUCUGCUGCAAAUACCUCAUGUGUAGAGGAAGUUGUGCGUCUGCUCGUCUCGCACGUGCGUCAGCGGACCGCAACUCUCUCGUCCUUGAUCCCGCCACUGGACGUGCUGCAGCAAGUUAUCGGUAUCAUUGAAAUUAUUCAAGAGUACCACCUCGUUAGCGGUGAUGACGCCGCAACAUCCGCCGCUAAGAAACUUGGGGAGGUCUACAACGCCUUGGUGGAACGCUAUAUUGCAUUGUUCGUAGAGGAAGUUGCGUUUCCCAGCUACUGGAACGUGAGCCGGCAGUCAUCCUCUUUGUGUGUGCUUAUCAACGGGGUGCACCCCGCCAUCUACUUUUGCUUCACCACGUUGGUGAAUCUUGUGCAGGGGUGGAAGCGUCGGAUGUAUAUGACAGACGACAGACCCUGUCGUCAGAUUGUUGCGCGCGUGUGGGAGAGGGGCGCUGCAGCGAUCACCCUUCUCGCAGAGGAAAACGAGCUUAGUGACACGCGGAAGAAGCAGAUCCAAUCGGACGCUUUGCAUUUUGUUCUGUUUGCUCGUAUGUUUCGUAGUUUUGUUGGCGAAUAUUUCUUUUGUUCCGUUUCGGCGGCUCUCGUGAGACUUCUUGAGGCGGUGGUGAAGUGCGUCCACGGUGGAAGAGCCACAGUCAUGUCGCCACAUGGCCUUGCCGCUUUCGAGAAGGAGAUUUGGAAUGUACCGCCGAUUGAGGCAUCAGAGUGGACGCCGUGCGUUGCCAAUGCCGCCGCCGCCACAACCACCAGCUGUAGUGGUAGUAGUGGAAGCAGCAGCAACGGCGCUUUCACGCCAUGGAGCAGUGAGUUUAUUCGCCAAACUCAUGUGAAGGCCGCGCAAAUACCGCCUGAUGGUUGGGAGCAUUUCCCAUUUCGGCUGUUGAUCUGA
This is a messenger RNA of Trypanosoma grayi, 1233 nucleotides long. RefSeq lists its product as hypothetical. Bases 1 to 1233 code for a protein of 410 amino acids. Lineage: Eukaryota; Euglenozoa; Kinetoplastea; Trypanosomatida; Trypanosomatidae. The record is from RefSeq and is a predicted model, not a curated record. The transcript has a single exon.